AUGGCGCAUAGCUUCAGCACAUUUCUGUCAUAUGUUCGUUACGAGUUCUAUUGACAGUGACAUUUUGACGAAAUCAUUUGUUGCAUUAAAUAUUGAAUACUGGAUGAUUAUUACGUUUAUAGAACGCUGUUAUUUGCAAAAGCUAGAGUUAGACAUUUGUGCCAUUGAGAACAGACGUUUCCUGUAUAAUUUACUUUGUUCACUGUCAUUUACAACGAUGAAUUCUAUAGAAAAAAAAUGUUGUCCUUUUAUGGAGAAAUGUUACCGGAAAAAUCCGAUUCACUUCGGCGAAAUGUCACAUCCUCAUUUGGAGGAAUUGCUAAUAGACCAGUUGGAUGGUGCGAUUGAAAUACCAGAGGUGCUUCAUUUUACAUGUGAUGAUCGUGCGCAGCUGUUGGAUCAAUUGAAAGUUUUGCAAAUGGUGCUCAGAAAACAGAGGGACAACAAGAGCAGGAGCAAUCAGUUGUCUGUAAUUAGUAGCUCAUCUUCUAAAACAGAAUGCACAUCUACUGCUACAUCAAAUACUAAAGAUGAUUUGAAAGAAAAGAUAGAGAGACAUAAGAAAGCGACUGCACUGAGAAGGCAUGAUAAGCUUAAGCAAAUGGACACGGAAGCUCAGGCACUCUCUAGAGCUUUAGCUGGUGAAGAAUGUGAUAGUUCAAAAAGUGUCAAGACGAAAAAGAGAAAUCAGGAAGCAUCAGAAGCCGGUUCUUCUGUUACAAAGAAGAUGAGACAAAUGAGCAUAGAGAGCAGCAGUCGCACUAAGGAUAGUCAACAGAGUAUCAGUGACUCGAGCAGUUCUACAAGCAAUGAGCGAAAUUCGCGUUCAGGAACAUCUAUCAUGGAUAUGUAUCAAGCUUGUGGUUCCGAAAUGUCGAGAAACGAAAUUAGGAAGAAAGCUAUAAAGAUGAUGAGACAAUCUGGGUACGGGGUGUCUGUUGUGGAGCCAGGAGAGUUUGCGAUAAAAUAUGCCUUUUCAGCACCUUAUCAUUUAUUCUACACGAGGGUCGAAAAUUCCCACGAGACUUACAAUCAACAGUUCUCCAUAACUUUCCCCGAGAUUCUUGAUCGAAGUCUUGGCGAAAUCGUUAAUAGUCUUCAUUUAAAUUUUAUGGUAGACGUUGGAUGGCUGUGCUUGCAGUAUCUGUUGGCUGGUCAACGUACUGAUAUGAUGAUUCUGUAUGGCGAAAGAGUGGAUCAUGAAAAAUUGCAUAGCAAUAUCACCAUGAUAGAAGUGGAACUGCCAACCAAGUUUGGCUGUCAUCAUUCGAAGGUUAUGAUCUUGCAGUACAAAGACGACGGGAUUAGAGUUGUUAUCUCCACCGCUAACUUGUACUCUGACGAUUGGGAAAACAGGACACAAGGAUUGUGGAUCUCGCCUCACUUACCUCGGUUACCAGAAUCUGCGAAUCCUAGUGAUGGGGAAUCUCCAACAGGCUUUAAGAAAGAUCUUGAGCGAUAUCUGAGUAAAUACAGACUUCCGGAUUUGACACAGUGGAUAUGCAUAGUACGGAGAGCGGACUUUUCUGACGUGAAAGUAUUCCUUGUUGCUUCCGUUCCCGGAACUCACAAAGAUAACGAAUCCGACUUUUGGGGACACAAAAAAUUGGGAUUUGUUCUAUCACGUCAUGCCACAUUGCCACCGGAUGCCCCUCAGUGGCCUAUAAUCGCGCAAAGUUCCAGCAUAGGCAGCCUUGGUCCGAACUUUGAAAGCUGGUUGUCGAAAGAUAUAAUACCGUGUAUGUCGAGGGAAACCACUAAAGGUUUAAAGAGUCACCCACACUUCCAGUUUAUUUAUCCGUCGAUACAGAAUUACAAGGAGAGUUUUGAUUGUCGAAAUUUAUCCUGCUGCUUACCUUACAGUACAAAAGUACAUUCUAAGCAACAAUGGGUAGAAUCGUAUUUAUACCAAUGGAAAGCUAGACGAACAGGACGAGAGCGAGCGAUGCCUCAUAUUAAAUCUUACACGAGAAUUUCGCCUGAUUUGAAAAGAAUACCCUGGUUCGUGCUUACCAGCGCGAAUUUAAGUAAAGCCGCAUGGGGAGUCCAACGAAAUAACCAUUACAUAAUGAGCUAUGAGGCCGGCAUUAUAUUCAUACCGAAAUUUAUCACUGGGACAACAACGUUUCCUAUCGAGGACGAAGAGGAUCCUGCCGUCCCGGUAUUUCCGAUUCCCUAUGAUCUUCCAUUGUGUCGAUAUGAAUCGGGCGAUCGUCCUUUCGUCUGCGAAUUCCUCAGUUCUUUGGGCAGAAUAUAAUUUUUUUAGCAGAUGAUACGAAUGCUUUUUAAAAUUUGAUUUAAAUGACAAAAUAUUUUUGCAUUCAUGUUUAUAUAUUUAUUUACAUGUAUUUUUUUACAAAAUAAUGAAGCAUUAAAUAUAAAUUUUUUCUCUUUCGAUCGAAACCUUUCCUUUGGCAUUUAUAAAAGUAGAUAGGAAAAAAUUUACAAUUAUAAUUUAGAAAAUUAAAGAUUUUUGAUUACAGAUAUUGGAAAUUAGUUUUCGAUGUAGCUAUUUGAUUAUUCAUAUUUGUAUAUGUUAUCUUUAAUGACUCAUUGCUUAAUUAUUUACACAUUCAGAAGACAAAAGCAAAAAAGCAAUAAAUUGAAAUGUUAACGGAUUCUCAUAUGGCGCAUGACUUUUUUCUUAGUUUCGAUUUCGCGACUAAUUCAUGCCGGUCGCCUCAGACACGUUUUCCAUAAAACAUCGGCACGAAAGUGCUUCCUCGAUGCGAGGACCGAAACGUAAUAUUAGCGUCGGCCAUUGUACAUGCUCAGCCUUCAAACAGCUGUUAAUCAAAUCGUGGCAUGUACGAAGUAAUUAUGCGUAUCCUACGCACGUUGAGCAAUGUAUCUUGUCAAGAUUUAAAUGUACAAUUUUUUUAAGAAAAACACGAAAUAAUAAAGUCGCAAGUUCAUGUGACCGGAUAUUUAUUAAGACCAGAUACUUUCAUUGUAAGGCAAAGAUUGCAGAGAUUCCAUUUUUUCUUGGGAAAUGAUUUUAUUAACAAAUCACCAGUUAAUUUCAAGGACGUUUUGGUGCUAUUAUAUAAACUAAAAUUUAUUGAAAUUGAACAAAACUUUUAUUGUUCAAAUUUUUAUCAUAAAUUAUUAAAAUUAAACAAUUUUUAUUGUCUAAAUUUUUAUUAUAACAAAAAGGUCUCUCAUGUUUAUUUUUUAAAUUAACGAUAAAAAUUUUGAUUGUGAAAGUAUUUUUGGAAAUUAACUACAAAGAAGAUAACGAAAAAUUUGAUUUACAAAGAUUUAUGUGGCGAAAAGCUAUUUUUUUCUUAGUUUUAGAUAAAUAGUCAAGGCUCGAGGGAAACACACACAUUAGACUUCAAUGUAUUCAAUUAUUGAUUUAUAUUUUUAGUGCAACUCUUCUGUAACUUAUUCCGUUUAUAUUGUUGCAACGCGAAAUGUGUACCACAUAAUUUUUACGUACCUAAGUACUUGAUAAGGACCGAAAUCAACGAUCGAAACGUUGUGCGCUAUUUAUUAAAUAUAUUUGAGGCCAGUCAAGUCAAACGUAAUAAUUACAUUGGUUUUUUCUUAGAUAAAUAACUUUUAGAUGUAAGUGGAUUUAAAUAAACUUUUUCAU
Monomorium pharaonis (pharaoh ant) is the source of this 3598-nucleotide messenger RNA. RefSeq names its product probable tyrosyl-DNA phosphodiesterase (gene gkt). Gene Ontology annotation, molecular function: 3'-tyrosyl-DNA phosphodiesterase activity; double-stranded DNA binding; single-stranded DNA binding. NCBI's taxonomy places the organism in Eukaryota, Metazoa, Arthropoda, Insecta, Hymenoptera, Formicidae. Bases 32 to 2257 code for a protein of 741 amino acids. The transcript is spliced from 7 exons. The record is from RefSeq and is a predicted model, not a curated record. Gene Ontology annotation, cellular component: nucleus. Gene Ontology annotation, biological process: single strand break repair; double-strand break repair.